AUGAUAUCAGCGAAAGAUACAUUCCUGUCUGGGUGGUACGAGAACGCAGGUUUCGAAUACGUUGAGCUCCCGCCAACUUCAAAUGGCAUCAUUCAGGAUUUCAAUGACUCAGACUCUGAAGAGUACACGCGCGCGGUGAAGCAUUGUCGUCAACAGACCAUAAAACAAUCAUUCGCUAUGUACUUGGCUGUGACCGACAUCCAAUCUCCGCUUGGAGAGACCCUGCUUCCCACGUUCAAAUUGGCUUUGGGCCUCCAUUAUGACCCGACCGGCAAUCACACAUCAUAUUGGUCAGGAACGGUACUCCUUGCGGAGGUGCCUCGCGCAUCUUACUGGACGAAAGGAGUAUUCCAUAGACCAGAUAAUGACAUCGGCCUUCUGCAAGAGACACAGGCGAAGGAUGGGUUGUAG
This is a messenger RNA of Cantharellus anzutake, 411 nucleotides long. RefSeq lists its product as uncharacterized. The record is from RefSeq and is a predicted model, not a curated record. NCBI's taxonomy places the organism in Eukaryota, Fungi, Basidiomycota, Agaricomycetes, Cantharellales, Hydnaceae. Bases 1 to 411 code for a protein of 136 amino acids. The transcript has 5 exons.